Paramisgurnus dabryanus is the source of this 2739-nucleotide messenger RNA. Lineage: Eukaryota; Metazoa; Chordata; Actinopteri; Cypriniformes; Cobitidae. The record is from RefSeq and is a predicted model, not a curated record.
UUCUGUACCGGAUUUCGGGAGAAUUCUGUGCUGGAGCGACGGGAGAACCGAACCGGGAGAACUGAGAGCGUGCGUCAGAACGUGGUGACCCGUGAGCACGAUGAAUGCGGUGCGCGUGACCCUGCUCGUGAUUCUGGGCUCCGUCCAGUUCUGCAGAACCGAAUCGCGGCCCGGAACUCCAGAUGAGUUGCUGGUGAUAACUGCAGCGACAGAAGAGACCGAUGGCUUUCAGAGGUUCAUGCGGACAGUCAGACAGUUUAACUACACAGUUCAGGUAUUGGGUCUGGGGGAGGAGUGGAGGGGUGGUGAUGUGGCCAGGACUGUUGGUGGAGGUCAGAAAGUUCGCUGGCUGAAGAAAGAACUAGAAAAACACAAAGACAAACAAAAUACUGUCAUCAUGUUUGUAGACAGUUAUGAUGUAAUUUUAGCCAGUGGUCCAGAGGAUCUGCUUGUGAAGUUUUCUCGUUUUGGUCAUCGUGUGGUUUUCUCGGCUGAGGGUUUCUGCUGGCCUGACCAGAGACUCGCGUCCAAAUACCCUGCAGUUCACAACGGCAAACGCUACCUUAACUCUGGUGGUUUCAUCGGUUACGCUCCUGAGAUUCAUGCAAUAGUGAAGCAAUGGAAAUACAAAGACAAUGACGACGAUCAGCUGUUCUACACCCGAAUAUACCUGGACAAGGACCAGAGGAAAAAGCACAACAUCACACUGGACCACAAAUCACACAUCUUUCAGAACCUGAAUGGAGCUAUUGAGGAAGUCGUCCUAAAGUUUGAGAAGUCCAGAGUCAGAGCUCGGAAUGUGGCCUAUGACACACUUCCUGUCGUUAUUCAUGGCAACGGACCGACUAAGCUCCAGCUGAAUUAUCUGGGUAACUACGUCCCGACAGCGUGGACGUACGAGCACGGCUGUGGGGUCUGUGAUGAUGAUACGCUCGAUCUGAGUACUUUAUCUGAGAAGGAGAUGCCGCUGGUACACAUCGCUGUCUUUAUCGAGCAACCAACACCGUUUCUGGAGGAGUUUUUGGAAAGACUCGCAACACUGAAAUACCCGCACACAAGAUUACGACUCUUCAUACACAACAAUGUUGUGUAUCAUGAGCAGCAUGUGGAGAGAUUCUGGCUUCGUCAUCGUUCACUGUUUCCUGGAGCGAGAACAGUUGGACCAGAGGAGAAUCUGCGUCAGGAUCAGGCCAGGACUAUGGCAGUCGAGGCGUGCAGGAAGGACGUCUCCUGUGAUUAUUUCUUCAGUGUGGACUCAGACGUUGCUCUGACCAAUCCUGAUAUUUUAAAGAUUCUCAUUGAAGAAAACAAGAGUGUGAUUGCACCCAUGUUGUCUCGACACGGGAAGCUCUGGUCAAACUUCUGGGGAGCUUUAAGUCCUGAAGGCUUUUAUGCACGUUCUGAAGAUUAUAUUGACAUCGUCCAGGGCAAACGAGUGGGUUUGUGGAACGUUCCGUACAUUUCUCAGGUCUAUCUGAUUCGUGGAGAGACUCUACGAACCCGUCUGGCUGACGUCUCUCUGUACCAGCAGGUGGGCACGGACCCAGACAUGGCGUUCUGUAAAAGCAUCAGAGACCAGGGUGUGUUUAUGUUCGUGUCAAACAGAGAUGAGUUUGGACGUCUGGUCUCCACCACCAACUACAACAUCAGUCGUCUUUAUCCAGACAUGUGGCAGAUAUUUGAUAAUCCCUUGGACUGGAGAGAAAAAUACGUCCAUGAGAAUUAUUCCAGGAUUUUUGAGGAUGAUGGGAAUAUUGUUGAGCAGCCCUGUCCAGACGUCUACUGGUUUCCUGCGUUCUCUGAUAGGAUGUGUGAUGAGCUCGUUGAAACAAUGGAGCAUUUUGGCGAAUGGUCUGGAGGAAAACACUCGGACGAACGGUUGGCUGGUGGUUAUGAGAACGUUCCUACAGUAGAUAUUCAUAUGAAUCAGAUCCAGUAUGAGAAGGAGUGGCUGAAGUUUCUUAAAGAUUACAUUGCUCCAGUAACCGAGAAGCUGUACCCCGGAUACUAUCCUAAGGUGAUACACGCAUACAGUAAUCUUUCAGACCUCCACACUGACAAACUAUGCAGACAUCUGAACACGCGCGUGUGUGUGUACACGUUACAGGCUUCAGCCGUUAUGAACUUUGUGGUUCGGUAUCGCCCUGAUGAGCAGCCGUCUCUGCGCCCGCAUCACGAUUCCUCCACGUUCACCAUUAACAUCGCUCUCAACAGCAAAGGCAAAGAUUAUGAGGGUGGAGGUUGUCGUUUUGUACGCUAUGAGUGUAAGGUGGAGUCUCCCAGGAAGGGUUGGUCAUUUAUGCAUCCCGGUCGUUUGACGCAUUACCACGAGGGACUUCCCACAACAAGAGGAACACGAUACAUCAUGGUGUCAUUUGUGGAUCCGUGAAAGCCGUGUUUGUGUGUGCAUGUGUGUGUAUAUUUGUGUGUGUGUGUGUGUGUGUGUGUGUGUGUGUGUGUGUGUGUGUGUGUGUGUGUGUGUGUGUGUGUGUGUGUGUGUGUGUGUGUGUGUGUGUGUGUGUGUGUCAGAUUUUACUGUUACAGGCGGUUGCCUCAAGUUCAGUCGAACACUUUACUCCAGUUGUUUUUUACAGAAGUUUAAAGUGCGAUGAAAAUAUUUUUUACUUGAUUUUAUAGAAUAAUCAAAUUACAGUUGUUUUGUAAAAGCAUUUGACCUGAAAUCGCUUUUUAUACAAGAUCGCUUUAAAUUAUUUGUUGUUCUCGUAAAAUAAAUAAUUA